AUGGAAGAGGAGAGUAUUGAUUUAUCUAGAAAAGAGUCUCCGUUUAAUCCGAUUUGUAAAUGUUUUUUGGAACCUGCAAUUUCUGAGGAAGGAAUAAAAAUUUCAUUUCGUAAAGAACAGGUUCUUAACACCGUAGUAAGAACCGAAACAUAUCUCCGUGAGCGCCGAAUUCCAGAACUUAUUCGUUUUCUUCUCACCAAAUUAAUAUCUCAGGCUCCUUCCAAACCAAUCGCUUUUCUUGAAAAGUUGAUUGAUGAGUGCAUGCUCUUUCGAGCAGGACAUGGAUCGGCUCCAGUUUUAUAUGAAUCGAGACACUUAGAAGCGGUAAUUAAAAGCUUUGAUCCAUGUCAACGAGGAUGGUUAAGCACAGGUCAAGUUCGCAGACUUUAUACUACUUUAGGAUUAGUUCCUGAAGAAUUUUUAGAAGAAAGAGUGCCAGUCGACAUCAUUUUCAAAAGCGUAAAAAGUUGCCAAGAGAAAGAGUUAUAUGAUUUACUUGUUGCUGGAACAAACUCGGACAAUAACAGCGAUUAUUUGAAAUCUGAUGAAGUCUGCAUCAUGCACAGUAUUACGAACAAAGAGUAG
Messenger RNA from Zerene cesonia (dogface butterfly), 585 nucleotides. RefSeq lists its product as uncharacterized. The transcript is spliced from 3 exons. The record is from RefSeq and is a predicted model, not a curated record. Bases 1 to 585 code for a protein of 194 amino acids. Lineage: Eukaryota; Metazoa; Arthropoda; Insecta; Lepidoptera; Pieridae.